AUGACUGAGAAUACAGAUUACCCCACGUGGGCUGUAGCCGCACUAGCCAUCUUUGGCCGCCAUGCCACUCCUCUCAUUAUUCGUACCUUCACUUCUCCAAGAGAAGUACUCGAGCAUCCAGAGGCCGCUACUUCUGCAAACCUCUACGUGGGUGAGGAGGAUGUCGUGCGAUUACACUUUCUUCUCUUCUCAUCACUAGACCGAUGUGAUGAUGUGGCGCAGGAGCAUCAGCGACAGGAACAGCAGAAACAACAACAACAAAAUAGUUCCAAAACUGCACAAGGAGGUCCGGGAAGUCAUCGAACAGCCGUACGUGUCUCUGCUGGGGCGGAUGUUCGUUUUCUUGGUAAACUUGUCCGUAAUCAUAUGUUUACUUCAUAUGGAUUUCAAUCCGCCUCUGGGAUUCGAACUAUUUUGGCAAUUGUGGGGGAUGCCCCGUUGGAUGCGGUGUUGCCGCUUUGCCGCUCCACCUAUGAGGCCGCCUCUGCUGCUCUCUGCAAUCCAUUUCGAACCCCCCGCAUGCAUGCGAAGUUACUGCAGCGCUGGUAUGAGGGAGUCCCACCGGAGUCUAUUCUCCCCGCAGCCUAUGCAGAGAAUAUACAGGCCGCCCCAACAGCAGAUACCAUGUCGGAAGAACCAUCAUUAGCGUACUCUCGUGGGUUUAGAGAACAGGUGAAUACUAUUAUUGUACCAUUUACAGCAACAGCUCGAAGUAGUAUUGUAUGA
Trypanosoma theileri is the source of this 726-nucleotide messenger RNA. RefSeq lists its product as uncharacterized. The coding region runs from base 1 to 726 and encodes 241 amino acids. NCBI's taxonomy places the organism in Eukaryota, Euglenozoa, Kinetoplastea, Trypanosomatida, Trypanosomatidae. The transcript has a single exon. The record is from RefSeq and is a predicted model, not a curated record.